AUGUUCAAUACUUCGGGAAUUGGGGUCACUCUUUCCGAAGUUAUCAAUGGCACUCUGCAGCUUCUCAACAACCCCCUCGUCACCACUAGUCCCACACCCAUGUGGAACGUGUCGUGCGGGGAGCAGCUGCAGGAUUUCGGGCGCCCGGAGAAGAUCAUCAUCGGGGUGAUGCUGGCUAUCAUCACGGCGGUCACAGUCAUGGGGAACACGCUGGUGGUGAUCGCAGUGUGCGUGGUGAAGAAACUGAGGCAACCUUCAAACUACCUGCUGGUGUCCCUCGCAGUGGCGGACCUAUCAGUGGCCAUAGUUGUGAUGCCGUUUGUCAUAGUGACAGACCUCACCGGGGGCAAGUGGCUUUUUGGGGACACGUUUUGCAACAUCUUCAUCGGCAUGGAUGUUAUGUGCUGCACUGCUUCCAUCAUGACCCUGUGCGUGAUCAGCGUGGAUAGGUAUCUUGGGAUCACGCGGCCUCUCACCUACCCAGCCCGGCAGAACGGUCAGCUGAUGGCAAAGAUGAUCCUGGGAGUGUGGCUGGUGUCAGCAUCCAUCACCCUGCCACCCUUCUGCGGCUGGGCCAAAAAUGUCCACACAGCCGGUGUGUGCCUCAUAAGCCAAGACUUUGGCUACACCAUCUACUCCACAGCCGUAGCCUUUUACAUCCCUAUGCUGGUCAUGCUGGUCAUGUACUACAAGAUCUUCAGGGCUGCUCGCAAGAGCGGCGCCAAGCACCGCUUCACUGACCUUCCGCGGCGCGAACGGCUUGAAACGGUGGCUAAUGAGGCGCUGCGCAUGCAGGGCCUGAAGCCACCUGGUGUGGCGGAGGAAUGUGCCGCCUUGUCCCGCCUGCUGAACCGUGAGCGCAGAAACAUCUCCAUCUUCAAGCGGGAGCAGAAAGCAGCCACAACGCUGGGGGUGAUCGUCGGGGUCUUUGCUGUGUGCUGGCUGCCGUUCUUCAUCCUGUCCACUGCCAGGCCCUUCAUCUGUGGCGUGGAGUGUAGCUGUGUGCCCAUCUGGCUGGAGCGCACGCUGCUCUGGUUGGGCUACGCCAACUCCCUCAUGAACCCCUUCAUCUACGCCUUCUUUAACCGAGACCUGCGCUCCACUUACCGUGACCUUCUCCGCUGUCGCUAUCGCAACAUCAACCGUCGACUGUCCGCUGUGGGCGUGCAUGAGGCUCUCAAGGUGUAAGGCAGGGUACGCGAGCAGCGCAUCUUGAGUCUCAAACAGCGUGGUAUGCCCUGUGCCCUGUGCUUGUACACUUGGUGGCUCUCAGGCCCUUCUGCAACGGCAGAGAGACAGCACGAUCACUUGAGCGUGUGUGUGACUCAGUCUUUCUAUUUUGGGGAGGAAAAUCAUAGAGCGUACUUGAUGGGCUAUUCAAGUCGACACUGCUUUUGUGCAUAUGCCACGAUUCUGUCCUGGCUCCGGAUUUAUGAUGGGAUAAUGUGGUGACAAAGGAAAUGACAUGUAAACACAAUCAAUCAUCCCAGUGCUUUCAAAGGGAACAGAAA
Molecule: messenger RNA, 1511 nt
Organism: Seriola dumerili (greater amberjack)
Lineage: Eukaryota; Metazoa; Chordata; Actinopteri; Carangiformes; Carangidae
Gene: htr7c
Product: 5-hydroxytryptamine receptor 7-like
Exons: 2
Coding region: 1-1188 (395 amino acids)
Biological process (GO): chemical synaptic transmission; G protein-coupled receptor signaling pathway, coupled to cyclic nucleotide second messenger; smooth muscle contraction
Cellular component (GO): plasma membrane; dendrite
Molecular function (GO): neurotransmitter receptor activity; G protein-coupled serotonin receptor activity
Source: RefSeq, a predicted model, not a curated record